AUGUUGGGGAUGAAGCGAAUUCUUGUCAAUGUGGUCGUAUUAUCGUUGGCCGUUAACUUUGUAGCAACAUGGUUUACUACACCGGCUAGUACAUCAGGUACUACUACCACCGGAAGCAGCUGUCCCAAAUCGAAAUAUCGCUCGAUUGAUUCCUCUUGCUCCAGCACAACCAUUCCAAAUUUGGGCAGAUCUGGCGAACCAUAUGCUCGUAUGCUUCCACCGAAUUAUGCGGACGGAAUAUCUACUCCACCGGUCAUGAGUAACGGCAGUAAAUACGUUAACGCCAGACAAAUAUCGUACAAUUUGUUUUCGAUCGAUGAAACUCCCGAUCCGACCAACACGCUGAUCAACGUAUUCUUUCUGCAAGCAAUUGGCCACGAUUUAAGUUCCCCCGCCGGCGCAGACACUAAUUUGCAGUGCUGUGCUGAAAGGAAGGUUAUACCGCCAGAGUCCGCUUCUAGCAGAUGUUACGCGAUAUUUAUCGGUAUGGAUGACCCCGUGUACUCUUGGUUUAACAUCGGAUGCCAAAAUUAUGUGAGGGCGCUCACGAAACAGCCCACCCAACCACGGCAGCCCGUUCAGCAGAUAAAUAGUGCAAGUAGCCUGUUGGACCUAUCGUUCCUCUACGGUAAUAGUGUCGUGGACAGCAACCGUGUGAGGGCAUUCACGGGCGGUAAACUGCUUUCGGUACGACGUAACGGUGGUGAAUGGGCGACAAAAUACACCACAGAAUGUAGCGGAAGUGAUGGGUGCUAUGUGUUGGCCGAUCAACGCAGCUACCAGUUCCCAAUGACAGCCACAGUGCACUUAAUCUUUCUGAGGGAGCACAACCGAUUGGCAAAUCAGUUGAAACUGCUCAAUGCGAACUGGUCGGAUGAGGUGCUAUUUCAAGAAGCGAGACGCAUCAACAUUGCUCAGUAUCAGUACAUCGUGUACUACCAGUACCUUCCAGGUGUCUUGGGACGCGCGAACAUGAUAAAAGACCGGCUGAUAUUUGAAGGAUCGGGCUUCGCAACGGAUUUCAAUGCUUUCCAAAACCCAUCGUCGUUGAGUGAAUUUGGCGGAGUUCUGGUACCGUACAUGCAAGCUCAGCUUCCGGGCAGCAUCAACUUCUACCUUAACAACACAGUGCAAUCGUUUUCAUUAAGCAGCUUGGCGGGCAACCUAACAUUAUUCGAAAGCAUGUUUAGCUCGUUCUUUACCGGACUUAUCACCCAAUCAACUAAACUGAUUUCGACUAGGAGUUUCAGCAUCGAAUGGAAAAAUUUUAUGUAUCGUUUGGCAAGUGAACCUGUGGGACUAGAUUUUCUUGCCCAGGACAUACAGCGAAUGCGCGACUUUGGCUUUGCACGCUACAACGACUACCGUUCUCGAUGCGGUUUGACCCGGUUCGCAACGUGGGAAGCGUACAAUGCCAGCUUCAAGGAUCCUUGUCCCAAAACUCUUGAAAAACUCCGCUUGUACUACCCAUCCGUGGACGAUAUUGAUCUGUUUGUCGCUGGUGCGUUUGAGGAACCAAUAGAGGGAUCCCUUUUGGGUCCAACGUUUUACUGUCUUUUCAAGCAACAGUUCCUCGCGACGCGUACUGGUGAUCGAUACUUCUUUGAGGCAGGCGGACAGGAGGGAAGCUUCACGACGGCCCAGCUCACCGAAAUACGCAAAGUUAGCCUUGCACGGUUGAUGUGUAACGCUUUUCCAACAUUACCGAAGAUUCAGUCGAAUGCAUUCUGCCCGGUGUCGGCAACAAAUUCACUCGUAUCGUGUAGCUCAUUGCCAACGCUUAAUAUGGCAGCUUGGCUUGCAUAG
Molecule: messenger RNA, 1806 nt
Organism: Anopheles marshallii
Lineage: Eukaryota; Metazoa; Arthropoda; Insecta; Diptera; Culicidae
Product: peroxidase-like
Exons: 3
Coding region: 1-1806 (601 amino acids)
Biological process (GO): response to oxidative stress
Molecular function (GO): heme binding; peroxidase activity
Source: RefSeq, a predicted model, not a curated record